Durusdinium trenchii is the source of this 480-nucleotide messenger RNA. Lineage: Eukaryota; Dinophyceae; Suessiales; Symbiodiniaceae. The record is from the annotation of a GenBank genome assembly.
AUGUGCAGUCUUUUUCAUUUUCGCUUGGCACAGGAGCUAACGAGCACUGAUUCCAUCACUCGCUUGGCUGAGCAGCAGGCGCUGCGCGAGGUUGAGAUGAAGAAGCACCAGCAAAAGGUGCAACAAGCCAACCAGUCACUCCUGGAAGUGCAGAAGAUGCUGGAAAUGAGCUAUGCUCAAGAGAAGGUGUUGAAGGAUCGCAUCCGGGAGCUCGAAUCCAGCCAAGGCAGAAGCCAUAUGUCAGGUGACUAUUUGAAACAUGUCGUCUUGAAGUACAUUGAGUACUGUCAGAAGGGCGACAUGAAGUCUCAGUCUUUGGUGCCAGUACUUUGCACAUUGCUAAACCUGAAUGCCGCGGAGCGCAAGCUUGUUGAGCACAGCUCUAUCCCUGCGCCCUUGCAGCACCUCAAUCAGGCUGCUGGUGCUGCAGGUGCCUGGUUUCGGGGGUCGAAUGGUGAAGAUGAGUCCUCGCAUUCAUGA